Messenger RNA from Pan troglodytes (chimpanzee), 2760 nucleotides. It is a transcript of the gene FAM117A, whose product is annotated as family with sequence similarity 117 member A. Bases 1291 to 1836 code for a protein of 181 amino acids. The record is from RefSeq and is a predicted model, not a curated record. The transcript is spliced from 9 exons. Lineage: Eukaryota; Metazoa; Chordata; Mammalia; Primates; Hominidae.
AAGCAUAGGCCGAGGCCAGGGUCGGGCCCACAUUUUUCUGUUGGGUAUGGACAGAAGAGAGGGUGGCUGAACAAGGUUCGGGGGAGCGGAAAGUUGGGACCCAAGCACUGUGAGGCGUGGCCAACUGCGUCACGGUGCUCAAUCGACUGUCCUUAGAAACCCGCCAUCCCUCCUCUCCCGUUUCUCACCUUCCUUCGCGGCAUUGCCGGCGGCUGCGGCCCGACGGUUCCGAUUCGGGCAGCGGCAGCAGCAGCAGGAACGGUGGCUCCGGCGGGCUCCGUGGCGGCCUCUGUAUCAGUCCCAAUCCUGCGGACGAUCCCUAGUGCCUCCUGCCUCUCAGCGUCUGGAGCGUUCUGCGCAGGCGCCGCGGGCUGAAGCGCUUUUUCCUUCACUUCCGGCUGGGUCUCGCGUCACCUGACGUUACGGGCCAGAGAGGGUGCUGGGAAGUUCGAUCCUUUUGGUGAAGCUAGUGGGCGCCAUUUUGAAGUUGGGCAGAAAGUGACUCCAGUGGUGGAACCCGGAGCCAACCAUUUUUAGUUACAUUGUCCUCUUCAUGGAAAAGAGUACGGCAUUUCUUCAAUCAAUUAAAAAAACAGUUCAAAUGUCAGAUCUUGAAGUAAAUCCUUCAAAACUGCAAGAGUACACUCUUUGCAAAGAAAACCUUUCUUCGCCAGCGUCCCAUGCUCGGUGGCCCCAGAAAAGUCAGUGUGUAGGCCUCAGCCACUUCAGGUCCGGCGUACAUUCUCCCUGGACACCAUCCUCAGCUCCUACCUUCUGGGCCAGUGGCCACGAGAUGCUGAUGGGGCCUUCACCUGCUGCACCAAUGACAAGGCCACCCAGACGCCCCUGUCCUGGCAAGAGCUAGAAGGUGAGCGUGCCAGUUCCUGUGCACACAAGCGCUCAGCAUCCUGGGGCAGCACAGACCACCGAAAAGAGAUUUCCAAGUUGAAGCAACAACUGCAGAGGACAAAGCUGAGCCGCAGUGGGAAAGAGAAGGAGCGAGGUUCACCACUCCCAGGGGACCACGCAGUGCGGGGAGCACUGAGGGCGUCCCCUCCCAGCUUCCCCUCAGGGUCCCCUGUCUUGCGACUCAGCCCCUGCCUGCACAGGAGCCUGGAAGGGCUCAACCAAGAGCUGGAGGAGGUGUUUGUGAAGGAGCAGGGAGAAGAGGAGCUGCUGAGGAUCCUUGAUAUCCCUGAUGGGCACCGGGCCCCAGCUCCUCCCCAGAGUGGCAGCUGUGAUCAUCCCCUCCUCCUCCUGGAGCCUGGCAACCUUGCCAGCUCUCCUUCCAUGUCCUUGGCAUCUCCCCAGCCUUGUGGCCUGGCCAGUCAUGAGGAACAUCGGGGUGCCGCCGAGGAGCUGGCAUCCACCCCCAACGACAAAGCCUCCUCUCCAGGACACCCAGCCUUUCUUGAAGAUGGCAGCCCAUCUCCAGUCCUUGCCUUUGCUGCCUCCCCUCGGCCUAAUCAUAGCUACGUCUUCAAACGGGAGCCCCCAGAAGGCUGUGAGAAAGUGCGUGUGUUUGAAGAAGCCACGUCCCCAGGUCCUGACCUGGCCUUCCUGACUUCCUGUCCUGACAAGAACAAAGUCCAUUUCAACCCGACCGGCUCAGCCUUCUGCCCCGUCAACCUGAUGAAGCCCCUCUUCCCCGGCAUGGGCUUCAUCUUCCGUAACUGCCCCUCAAACCCGGGAUCUCCCCUUCCCCCGGCCAGCCCCAGGCCACCACCUCGGAAGGAUCCGGAGGCCUCCAAGGCCUCCCCACUGCCAUUCGAGCCAUGGCAGCGCACCCCACCAUCAGAAGAGCCUGUGCUUUUCCAGAGCUCCCUGAUGGUCUGAGGGUCCCACCCCUGCCCCACUUUACCAUAGAGACCAGUGCCUUGGUGGCAGGUCCCUCCCCAGGUCCCCUGAGAUGGGGUAUGGAGGGGCCCUUCCCUCUCGGCCUUCGAGCACUUUCUUUCACUUACUGUGUCAAAGCCCUGGGUCCUCUUUUUGAUGGGCACCGGCCCCUCUGAACGUGAUGGGACCUGCCUUCUCCACUAGUAGCUGGGCAGCUCACAAUUCACACCUGUGUACCUGCCACAUCCCUCACUUGGUGGAAAACACCCAGAAGGUCUUGAGUCCCCCACCCCCGGGUGUCAGUCCAAAUGACUGUAUAGGAGGCCCUUAUUUUUGUCACAGAGCAAGCUGGCCAUGAACGAAGGAGAGAAGACGCCACAGAUUUCCUUCCCUCUCCUCCAGGAGACCAUAAGAUAGAUCCCCCAUCCUCUCAGCCCUAUCCCCACGCCUCCCUCUCAUUGGAGGAGCUGACCAAAGCAGCCCUAACGGGCCAUGACACUUGACCAAUUCAGCUGCUGGCAGAGGGAGGAAACAAGUGUUUUCCCAAGUGGCAUUUUCAUCUCGCUUUCACCCUGACUAAAGAUUGUCUUAAGUAGCAGCCCAGCCCGCCCAGCCCCAGGUGGGUAGUGGGGAGGAGAGCUGGCAUUCCUCCAGGUGGCAAAUGGCGACUCUAUACUCUCCGCCCACCCCAGGGCUGGAUGGAUUAGAAAAAUGCCUAUUUUUCUUGUAUCGAUGUAGAGACUCUAUUUUCUCCCAAAGACACUAUUUUUGCAGCUGUUUGAAGUUUGUAUAUUUUCCGUAUUGCAGAGCUUACACAAAAUUGAAGAAUGUUAAUGUUCGAGUUUUCUUAUCUUGUGUUUAGAGGUUGUUUUUUUGCAGAUCUUGGUGUUAAUAGACCAAAUAAAUAAAUAAAUAUUCCCAGCA